Messenger RNA from Parnassius apollo (apollo), 507 nucleotides. Lineage: Eukaryota; Metazoa; Arthropoda; Insecta; Lepidoptera; Papilionidae. The record is from the annotation of a GenBank genome assembly.
AUGUUAUUCCAGUUCAACACGGCUUGUGACGAAUGGCGACGAUCUCAGAGCGGCUCUAUCCUCACUAUCGGUACUCUAUUCGUGCUGCCAAUUACCGGCUACAUCUCGGACCGCUGGGGCCGCCGCGUCGCCCUCACAUAUAAAACUGUCACCGCCUUCAACACGGGCUGGAUCGGUUUCGUCCGCUCCUUUGUUAACUCCUACGAAUGGUUUCUUGCACUCGAGUUUUUUGAGUCUGCUUUAGGGUCUGGUGCCUACUCAUGUUCUUUUAUAUUAGUCUGGUGGGUUACAAAUAAUCUGGUGUAUUAUGGUAUGUCGAUCAACGCUGUCAAAUUGUCUGGAAACCAGUACCUCAACUAUAUCGUGGUCACAGCUAUUGAAAUCCCUGGAUACUGGACGGUUAUACUUCUGCUUGAUCGCGUUGGAAGGAAGCCGGUGCUCAUCUUCGGCUAUUGGCUCUGCGCUGCUUGCCAGUUUGUAUUCACCUUUAUACCUGAAGGUGCGUAG